Molecule: messenger RNA, 2896 nt
Organism: Motacilla alba alba
Lineage: Eukaryota; Metazoa; Chordata; Aves; Passeriformes; Motacillidae
Product: histone H2A
Exons: 1
Coding region: 1809-2210 (133 amino acids)
Cellular component (GO): nucleosome
Molecular function (GO): protein heterodimerization activity; DNA binding; structural constituent of chromatin
Source: RefSeq, a predicted model, not a curated record
GCUGAUGAGCUUUUAAUUCUGAAUACCUUUAUUGUCUGCCUUCCUCCCUGGAAGAGGACUCGUCUGGAACAGGCUAGCAGAGUAAGGAUCACCAUGUCCUUGUCUUAACAGGGCAUCAAUAAGAUCUUUUUAUUAAUGCGGAACUAAGACUGCUGACUGCCAACCCCUUUUCCUCAAAUACAAAUAAUACUUUAUAGAGCAGUAUUUAGCACCAUAGUUCAACACAGAAUUGCCAGCUACCCACAGAACAGCCAUUGGGGUACCAGGAUAUAGUCUUUGCAAGAGCGGUGGUAGUGAAAAUUAAAUAAUGCAACAGCAGAAACAGGGAUGCUGAGGUGGCUACGAGUAGAAGUUGCCAGGUCCAGUACCCCAAUAAAUGCAAGGGCACCACACCUCCCCACACCCAAGUCCAGCUAGUAACAAGGCUUGGAAAGUAUUACCAGAAGGCAAAAAUGCCUGUGUCCAGUGGCACUGAUCAUCACACAAAACACACAGGACUCAAGUACGAAUGGUAUGAGUGCCUGAAUUCUCUUCAGCCAAUCAGUUUGUAAGUCUACUAGUACAGUAUAUUCAUUAACACAAACAUCAUGAAAUCAUUCAGUACCUGGCCUUAAGCAGUCUAUCCAGUAACCAGCUGCUGGACUUCUGGCAUCAGGGCAUAUGAAUGGAGAAAUUCAUCUCCCUGCUAGCUGAUCUAGGAAUGUGGCCUUCCAAUAGGUACUUCUCAGGCAGCCACCCCAUUUUCCCCAGUAAGCUGGCUUAGCCCUACCUCCAGUAAGCACCCUGCUGACACUGAUCUCUCCCAUACCUGGUCCUGGGCUCCAAAGCCCAUUCUCCCAAAUUGCUCUCUAGUCUGGCUCCUUCACUAGGGAUCACACAUGCUUGCAUUCCACCUAGCCCUGGCCCCUCCCUGCAUGUGCUGAAGUCUUCCCAUUUGCUGGAACCACUGGCUGCUCUGAUCUGUGUCCUAAUCCCAGUUGCUGGCACUUAGACCUCCAGAGGCACACAGCGUAGACAGUCUGCUCACUCUGGGGAAAAAAACCAUACAAGUCGGGUUAAGUAAGACAGCACAGACUACAGAGAUAAUUCUUACUGAUCAGCAACAUUUUAAAACAUUACCACUUUCUUCACUUUUAUUUUUCCUUCAAUGUUCCCAUGGGUUUUUUUCUCCUAAUCCACUUUGACUCCUCACUCUCCUUUGGUGCUUCUCUUAAUAUACCCACAUUAGAAACCCAUGAUAUAUCUCGCACAUUCCCAGAAUUCCCUAAAAAGGAUCUCAUGGUAGGUUUUUUCACAUCCCUAACUGCUCUUUUCCCCCCAUGUGCCACCCUAAGGCAAAUGCCCCGACAGACAGGGAUACCUCUCAGUCUGUAGGCAUUCCGGGAGUCCCUCUACCUCGCUCUGGGUGGAAGCCAGGCCCAGGGACUGACUGCAGCCCUCACAGCCCCGCGCGCCGGGCCGGGCCGGGCGGCACCGAGGGCGCUGUGGGACCGGCGUCUCGCGCCGCGGGCGGGCCGGCAUCGCGCAUGCUCACUGAGGCCGGCGACAGCGCCCCACCAAUCGCCUCGGCGUGGUUUAAAUUUGGCGCCUCGCUCGCUGAUUGGUCAGGCCCCGCGGCCAACACAAUCAGAGCAAGCGCGUUGGUAUCACACAAGCGACCAGUCAGCAAAUAGCUUCUUCCGGCAAACGCACCAAUAGCUAGGGGCGGUGGCGCUGUCCAAUGAGCUGGACCCUACUUGGCGGGAGGUUAUAAAAAUCCCGGGCGCGGCACCUCCAGGCGCAUCGGUUCAGCAGCGGAGCGAGACGCCAUGUCGGGCCGUGGCAAGAGCGGCGGGAAGGCCCGUGCUAAGGCCAAGUCUCGCUCGUCCCGGGCUGGACUGCAGUUCCCGGUAGGGCGCGUUCACCGACUGCUGCGGCGCGGGCACUACGCGGAGCGGGUGGGGGCCGGUGCGCCCGUCUACCUGGCGGCCGUGCUCGAGUACCUGACCGCUGAGAUCCUGGAGCUCGCGGGCAAUGCGGCACGCGACAACAAGAAGACGCGCAUCAUCCCCCGUCACCUGCAGCUAGCCGUGCGCAACGACGAGGAGCUCAACAAGCUGUUGGGCGGCGUUACCAUCGCGCAGGGCGGCGUCCUGCCUAACAUUCAGGCCGUGCUGCUGCCCAAGAAGACCAGCAAGAAGGGCAGUGGGCAGCAGUCGCAGGAGUACUAGGCCGGCCGGCCCUCCCGGCCCAACUCAAAGGCCCUUUUCAGGGCCACCCCAUUGCUCACCGGGAGAGCUGCGAUCCGCGGAGGGAAAGGGACGGGAGGCGUGGCCGGCCGUGGCUGCGGGAGCGGGGGCCGGGGGGAGGAAACGGCCCGGGGCCCGUCAAACACCGAGCGUGAGAGCUGAGAGCUGCUCCGAAAGGACCCCUUAUUUUAACUCUUACCUACCUCUGGUACAUUCCAUGGACGUUGCCUAGAAAAUAAAACUGCAUAAGACCGCAACACGGUGCCGUUACAGUGUUUCUGCAAGGCACUGUAACGAUGGAGCGCUGCUCAGAGGAUGCUGACCUACUAGCAAGUGCAGGAAGCCACAGUAUCUGGAAUUUGGGCUUCUGCUUCAGGUCCCCCUUCACUGGCAAGUCUAGCUAACUGGCUCUCAUGACUUCUGUGGACAAACAUACAAGGGAAACCAAAAUUUAAUACUAGCUAAUCUAGCUAGUAUAGCUAAUUAUAUCUAUAUAUAUAUAGAUAUAUAAAUAUAUUUAUUUAUAUAUAAUCAAUCUAAAACUAGCCAAUUGGCUAGUGUAUCAGGUGCAUCUGCCUGAUAACAGUGAACUUACUUUACCUUCACUAAGGCUAAUGGUGAAUGUAGCAUCUCUGCUACUUUACUGUAAGGAACAUGGUGUCAGGAAC